This is a messenger RNA of Hemiscyllium ocellatum (epaulette shark), 2271 nucleotides long. Its product is annotated as complement factor B-like. The record is from RefSeq and is a predicted model, not a curated record. The transcript is spliced from 18 exons. The coding region runs from base 1 to 2271 and encodes 756 amino acids. Gene Ontology annotation, biological process: complement activation; proteolysis. Gene Ontology annotation, molecular function: serine-type endopeptidase activity. Lineage: Eukaryota; Metazoa; Chordata; Chondrichthyes; Orectolobiformes; Hemiscylliidae. Gene Ontology annotation, cellular component: extracellular region.
AUGGGACUGGUCAGGAUUGCUGCCUUGAAUCUCUUCAUUUUUCUUGUGAGCGGUGAAAGUGAAAAUGAUGGCAUCACAUGUAAUCCCAACAUCACAAUCAAAGGUGGGAGGAUCACACUGUCCAAUGGUGGGGAAGUUGGGAGCAUCUUAAGGUUCAUUUGUCCCUUCGGGUUUUAUGCAUAUCCAGUACCAAGCCAGACCUGCAGAAGAAAUGGCCAAUGGAGUUUAAUGAGAAAUGACCAUGGACGGAUCAUUUCAAAGGCAGAAUGCAGAGCAUUCAAAUGCCCGACGCCUUCGAUUGAACAAGGAGCAUUCUUUCCAAUCAGCGUGUCAUAUGCCGUGGGUGACACUGUCAGCUUCGAGUGUGAUGAUGGAUACAGCCUAUGGGGCUCAAAGAACAGAACCUGCCUGAUCAAUGGAAGAUGGAAUGGGACCACAGCCAUAUGCCAGGGUGGAUUGGACUCUUGUCCUAAUCCUGGCAUUCCAGCAGGAAGCUCGAAAUCUGGGACUAACUAUGGCUUCAACGACAAGGUCAAAUACCUGUGCCUCCACGAUCUUGUUCUGAUUGGUUCAAAUGAGAGGAUCUGCCUGGAAACUGGCGAAUGGAGUGGAUCGGAGCCUGUGUGUCAGCACAUAUAUUCCUUUGACCUGCCAGAGGAAGUGGCUUCUCAUUUCUCCGCCUCAUUUUCACGCUUUCUGAGUGAGUCAAAGAUUAACUCCGAGGCUAAGGAGCAAAAUCACAGCCACGGCAGGAAACUCAUACUGGGGCAAAAUCAGAAGCUUCAUAUUUACAUUCUGCUUGAUGUUUCUGGAAGCAUUACAAAAGAGGAUUUUCAGAACUCCGUUGCUGCUGUGACCCAAUUUGUCACCAUGAUCAAACAGUUUGAAGUUGGGGUCAGUUAUGGACUGGUGAUGUUUGGCUCUCGGACACAUGUGGAGAUCAAUAUUGCUCAUGAUGAUGUGAGCGACUCUGAUUCUGUUCUCCAAGUACUGCCUAUUCUUAAAUAUGAAGACGUCACAAAGUACAGCAAUGCGGGAACAAACAUGACCGGAGCUUUGAAAACAGUUCUUGAAAUGAUGGUUCUGCAGAAGGCAGCAAUGAAGAACCACCAGGUAGAAUGGAGGGAUGUCCGACACGCCAUCCUGAUCUUCACUGAUGGGAGGAACAACGUGGGAGGAAACCCCAAACCGAUGAUGGAUCGCAUUCGGCAGUUCCUGGACAUUGAGAAUGUUGGAGAAGACUUUCUCGAUGUCUACGUGUUUGGGCUUGGCAGUGACAUUUACAAAAAGGAGCUGAACUCAAUCGCAUCUCAGAAGAAUAACGAGAAGCACUUGUUUUUCAUGCAGAAGGAUGAGCUAACAACUGUCUUCAACUCGAUGCUGGAUCUUACUUCAGUAGGAAGCCUGUGUGGUUUCGCCAAUAAAAGUUUAACUGCAAGCGAUCAGAGUUCCUACCCGUGGUAUGCAGAAAUUCGCAGUAAUGAAAAUCCGGACUUUCGGUGUUCUGGAUCCAUUAUAGGAGAGCAAUGGAUCCUAACAGCAGCCCAUUGCUUCGAAUAUUUGCCUGAAGGAAACACUGACAGCAGAGUCAUUUUUGUUGGAGCUUCCAAUACGAAGGUACAACUCGAAAUAGACAGAGUCAUAAUUCACCCAAACUACAACCUGACUGGGAAGGUGGAGAUGGGCAUCCAGGAGUUUUACGAUUAUGAUAUUGCCUUGGUUAAGAUAAAGUCAAAAUUGAACUUCUCAACAUUCAUCAGACCGAUUUGCCUGCCAUGCACAGUGGACACCAGUGUUGCUUUGAGGAUAUCUCAGACCAAACCAACUUGUGCUGAUCAUGAGAGAGAACUGCUCCCAACUUUGGGAGCUGUUGAAGCCAAGUUUAUUCAGAAAACUCGGACAUACGAACUGAAAAACGUGAAGAUAAAGACUGGUGCAUCGGAAAGAGCUUCAUGUGAGCAGGAUGCUAUCAAAGCUGCCAUCUAUGUUAACGUGAACAACGUCAAAGACGUGGUCACUGACCGCUUUCUAUGCACAGGAGGAAGUAGAAAGAAUCCUGAGGUCAUCAGCUGUAAGGGAGAUUCAGGAGGACCGUUGUACGUUCAGAAACUAUACCGAUAUAUUCAGGUGGGAAUCGUAAGCUGGGGAGUCGUGAACCUGUGUGAACAAUCCUAUCUACCAGACCAUGCCAGAGAUUUUCACAUCAAUUUGUUCAAGGUGAUGGACUGGUUGAAGCAGCACCUGGGCAACAGCACCAGAUUUCUGGACUAG